Molecule: messenger RNA, 4012 nt
Organism: Callorhinchus milii (elephant shark)
Lineage: Eukaryota; Metazoa; Chordata; Chondrichthyes; Chimaeriformes; Callorhinchidae
Gene: ctcf
Product: CCCTC-binding factor (zinc finger protein)
Exons: 11
Coding region: 240-2432 (730 amino acids)
Biological process (GO): regulation of transcription by RNA polymerase II
Cellular component (GO): nucleus
Molecular function (GO): RNA polymerase II transcription regulatory region sequence-specific DNA binding; DNA-binding transcription factor activity, RNA polymerase II-specific
Source: RefSeq, a predicted model, not a curated record
GUGUGUCUCCCUUCGACAUAAAGGGGGGCCCACUCAAUGGCUGGAAAUGGAAAGAGCUCCCUCUACAACCGGGCUGAUCGGAAACGGGAAUACUGGCGGGUAUUUCUAAUCGGGGCUGAGCGGAGGAGCAGCUUCGACAGGAAAAUUGAAACAUAUGCUAUCACCCUCCAUCUCGUCGCCAUUUUAGGCAAACGGGGCAGAAUUUAAUGAAGCUUUGCGAUCUUUAAUCUACAAUUGUGAUGGCGACAGAGUCAGAAAAUGUUACUGUGGAGGAGUCGGAGAUGUUUACGAAGGUCAAAGAACACAAGACCUAUCAAAGACGUCGAGAAGGUGGACAACAAGAAGAUUCUGAUGGACAGCAGAAAGAGCCAGAGGGUGGUGAGGUAGUACAAGAUGUGAACAGCAACAUGCAAGUGGUAAUGAUGCAGCCUUUGGACACUACACUACUCCAAAUGAAGCAGCCAAUUGAGGGCACUACUCAUGAAUCAGAAACUGUGGAUGACACACAGAUUAUUACGCUGCAGGUAGUGAACAUGGAAGAGCAGCCAAUAAAUCUUGGUGAAUUACAGCUGGUGCAAGUGGCCCAAAGCAGCAUUGAUGAACUCCAGGGAAACUAUGAAAAUGAAGCCCCUAAAGAUGAACUUCAGGAAGUAGAGCCUGUAAUAUGUCACACCCUUCCCCUACCAGAAGGCUUUCAGGUUGUGAAAGUGGGUGCCAAUGGUGAGGUGGAGACAGUAGAAGAUGGAGCAAUACAAGUACAGGAUGAUGACGCUUCUUCUGGUCCUUGGCAAAAGGAUCCUGAUUACCAACCACCGGUCAAAAAAGUCAAAAAAAAGAAGAACAAACUGCGUUACAAGGUGGACGACUCCAAAGAUGUUGAUUUGUCUGUUUAUGACUUUGAGGAGGAGCAGCAGGAGGGAUUGCUUUCAGAGGUUAAUGUGGAGAAGGCCGUUGGUACAAUGAAACCUCCAAAACCAAUGAAGAUAAAAAAGAAAGGCGUAAAGAAGACAUUCCAGUGUGAGUUGUGCAGUUAUACUUGUCCAAGGCGUUCUAACCUAGAUCGUCACAUGAAAAGCCACACUGAUGAACGGCCGCAUAAAUGUCAUCUCUGUGGUAGAGCUUUUCGAACAGUGACUCUGCUGAGAAACCAUCUCAACACGCACACAGGUACUAAACCACAUAAAUGUCCUGACUGUGAUAUGGCAUUUGUGACUAGUGGAGAGUUGGUAAGGCACCGUCGUUACAAACACACCCAUGAGAAGCCAUUCAAGUGCUCUAUGUGUGACUAUGCCAGUGUGGAGGUAAGCAAGUUAAAGCGCCACAUCCGUUCCCACACUGGAGAGCGUCCAUUCCAAUGUAGUCUGUGCAGCUAUGCCAGCAGAGACACCUACAAACUGAAAAGGCACAUGAGGACCCACUCUGGUGAGAAGCCAUAUGAAUGCUACAUCUGCCACGCUCGUUUCACUCAGAGUGGCACAAUGAAGAUGCACAUUUUACAGAAGCACACAGAGAAUGUGGCUAAAUUUCACUGUCCGCAUUGUGACACUGUUAUUGCCAGAAAAAGUGAUUUGGGUGUCCAUCUGAGAAAACAGCAUUCCUAUCUCGAGUCCGGCAAGAAGUGUCGUUAUUGUGAUGCCGUGUUCCAUGAGCGAUAUGCCCUCAUACAGCACCAAAAAUCUCACAAGAAUGAGAAACGCUUCAAAUGUGAACUUUGUGACUAUGCAUGCAAACAGGAACGUCACAUGGUGAUGCACAAGAGGACUCAUACUGGAGAGAAACCUUAUUCGUGCAGCAAAUGCGAAAAGACCUUUCGGCAGAAGCAACUCCUGGAUAUGCACUUCAAACGUUACCAUGACCCAAAUUUUAUCCCUGCUUCUUUUGUGUGCUCAAAGUGUGGGAAAGCAUUUACUCGUAAGCAUAAGCAUUUAUGCAACAUACCUUUGCAGAACACAAUGACUAAACAUGCAGAGAAUUGCUCUGGGCCGGGAAAUGACGGUGAAGAUGUUGUGGAACGCAAAAAGGGGAAGGGACGCGGGAGGAAACGGAAAAUGCAAUCGAAGAGAGGCGACUCUUCUGAUAGUGAGGAUAAUGCAGAACCAGAACUUGAUGGAGACGACGAUGAUGAUGAUGAUGGAGAUGAUGAAUCUGUUGAGAUUGAACCAGAGAUAGAAGAAUCUGAGGAAUUGCCAGUUGAAGAAACUGUCCCACCUCCGCCAGCCAAAAAACGAAGAGGCAGACCACCUGGCAAAGUUAUUCAGUCCAAUAAAAGUUCAGGAGCAGAUCCGGUAGAUCAAGCAAGUACAACUAUUGAAAACAUCAUUGUUGAGAUAAAAAAAGAACCGGAUGCUGAUGAUGUGCAGGUGCAAGCGGGCAUCGAGGCCCAGAAUGGAGAUAUUACACCUGAGAUGAUUCUUAGCAUGAUGGACCGGUGAUGGAGGAAGGCCAGGCAUGAAAUGAUAUGGCCCUGCUGAAUAAGAUAACAUGUAUUUUUGCUUUGACACAUGCUUAUAUGAAAUGAUUUAGACCAUUUAACCUGAGUACUAGAGAGGAAUUCUCAUCCAGGAAGCUACAAUGACUAUAGACUAGAUAUCCUUUUUAUAGCAUAGAAUGCUAUUUAUGAAUCAGAAAUUCUGUUUUAUUUGUUGAAAUUGUACCCAAUCAAUUUUUUCUGAAUGUUUCUCAGUACUGAAAUGGUAUACCAUGAGAUGCUUUGUACAGUUUAUGUACACAAAGAGCAGUGAACUAGUCCCUGCCCUCUGAUAACAAUUGUGUACAGUAUUUGUGCCGUAGCUCUUUUGCAUAAUAAAAUGGGGAAAUUGUUUUCCAAUGGCACAAAACAUUGUGAUAUAUAUAUGUUGCAAAGAACAUAGGCUAUUUUUACCAUACCAACCUGCGAAUACUUAAGAGUGGGGCAGGUGGAAAUUUGACUUGUAGUAAACUUUAAAUACUGGAGAAUUGUGAAUUUUUGGAAGUCUAGUCGAUUCUUUGUGCAACCCAAUUAUUAGAUGGCAAUACUCAUCUUUCUGUUUUCUUCCGCUGUAAUUGGCCGUCUUGAGAAUGCAAAUCAGCGAUUUGAAAAAUCAUUGUGUUACUGUUAAAUUAAGUUCAAGCCACAUAUGAAUUAUUUUACAACUGACCAUCCAUAGUAACACUGACGGUUGUUAUGUGUUCGCUUUUUUUUGUACAGAGCAUCUCAGAAACAAAUGGUCAUGCUUGUUGUAGAUAACUUUUUUACAUUUUAAUCUUUUCUAGUGAUUAUGUAUCAGAAAGUGCAGGAGAGUAACAUUUUAACCACUGCUUGAGACGUUUACAAAUUACAUUUGUCACAGAAAGAGUUAAACUCUUCAGUGUUUGUGAAUAUGUGCAGAAUCAUGUAAAAAUUAAUUUGCAUAUUAAGCUGUUCAGAGCAGAAAAAUGUCAAAUUGUAAUGAGCACAUUCACAGCAUAAUACAAAUCCCUUUAAAUUUACAGAUUUUAAUGUUGUAAAUUUUAAUUACCUAUAUUUUCACUAUAGUUUGGUUGUCUCCCACUUUUUUGCUUCACUGAACCUGGUAUUAUGUAUCUGAAGAUGUAUUUGUAAGCAGGCGUAAUGGAACUAACUAAACCCUUUAAAACUGGGACGAGGCAGAGUUUUGAAGAGUGAGUAAUUAUAUACAUUUGUGCUUUGUGUUGCAAAAUAAAGUAAUGUGAAGUUUAAAAGCAAUUUUCGCUGUUUCAGAUAUGGAAGUUGUGCCACAAAAGUAUGUCAGAAAAUGUAAACUAUUUGCUGACUCAACUUGAAACUUUUCUGUUCUAGGUGAAUUGCAAUUAAAUCUGCUUUCUGCCCCCUUUUUUGUUAGCUCUUUGGGUUAUUUUUUUUGUAUUAGCUGUACUGUUUUAGUGAAGGAAAGGGAGUGAGCCUGAUGAGGAAACGAUGUAAAAAAAAUACUCUUCAAAUGGGGUUGUGAAAGCUAGGGUAAGCAUUUAAUGUAGUGCUGUACAGCUGGUAAAUAAAACAUUUACCUGCCUUUCA